Molecule: messenger RNA, 2898 nt
Organism: Penicillium malachiteum
Lineage: Eukaryota; Fungi; Ascomycota; Eurotiomycetes; Eurotiales; Aspergillaceae
Exons: 1
Coding region: 1-2898 (965 amino acids)
Source: RefSeq, a predicted model, not a curated record
AUGCCAUCUUCUAGUAUUACCAGCUCUCCAGAUUCUGCUCGCACCCGUGGAAGUGGUCCACGACCCCAGGCUCGGUCAGCUGGGAUGGCAGAGAGACCAUCCCGAAACGAGAGCUUGUCAGACCUUGUUCGCUUCUUUCAAACCCAAAACAUGCCCCUGCCAGCGGCUUCAUCCGAAUCACCAAAAAUUGGUUCCCCAGACUCCACAACAGCAUUGCCAACCGUUGUGUCCCCAGAGCCUAAGGAACCGAUGAACGAUUUGGCUAUCAUCCCCUUGAAGGAGCAAUCUAAGCCUUUACAUCGACGCCUCCUGCAGUUCACACAACGUCAGAAAAAGGAGUCAUCCUUACCUCGUUCGAAGUCUGACGAAAAUAAGAAGCAGAUAGAGGCACUACAGCGAGAAGGAUAUCUGCUGUCUUCCGCGAAACCCAAGAGUGGUCUUGACCGACCGAAGAACAGCAUGGACCGAUCGAAGACCAGCUUCGAUUGGCCAAAGAAUAGUUUGGAGCGAAAAUUCUCGAAAUCCAAGAAGCAGGAUGUCGAAGCAAUUGGUCGGCCAUGGCUGAGCAGGAGCGAUAGCAAUCGCAGCUCAAAUGAUCCAAAGCGUCGCUUGGCGUCACUGGACUUGGACGACUUUGGUUCCAUGCUCGAUGUUGCAGUUUCACUAUCCGAAUUCGAUGAUACAUCGCCACCUCCUUAUCAGCCCUCAACUCCCAAUGCACUCGUCUCUCGCGGCUCUCCGAUCCCUUCAUCGCUUUCCACGUCUGCAUUGUCCAUGCCGCGACCAUCAUCGGAGGCUUGUUCACGAGACAAUGAUAGAUCAAUGUCAUCGUCGGCUUCUGUCGCUGGUACUCAAGCAAGUGGACUCAAAGAUGAUGAGCUCUCACGGCCUUCAAGCUCGAUCAAAUCGAGCACAAGAAUCGUCGAUCAAGACAGUCAAGCUUCUUCUCGGCCAUCAAGUAUUCCAUCCAUCAGUGCGACAACCACAACAGAGCAGUCUCUUGGAAGUGAACCGGAUACAGCCCAAACUGCUCAACAACCCAAAGCACCAAGCCACUCACCUCCCAACCCACCUGGGAACACUCCCUCGCCACCCUCCUUGAAACUUUUUCCAGAUGUGGCACCUCCUCGUAUCUCCAGUAAGAAUGCUUGGAGACUGUCAGGCACACCCCGAUAUCAAACCACCACCAAGACUGCUCCACCAGCGAAGUCUGAUGUCAGUGCAGAGUCGCCGAAGCCCAGAGCAUCUUUGGAGAUGCGACGGCCGCAGACCGAGACAGCCUCGCUUGCUUCCACGAAGAAUGAAGAGGAGCCAACAUGUUCAGGUGCUAUGGGCAUUGCAAUUAGCACCGACUCGCCUUCCACUGAGGUCAAAAGGCCACAAACUGUCCCAGAGCCUGUUCAAGGACAAAGAAAGUCGCGUCCGCCUUCGCUGGCUAUGGGUACCUUGAAGGCAUUUCCUCUGCCAGCACCAACCAGACCAUUGCCAUCUAUCCCCAAACCCAACACCCUUGCUCCUCCUGUAGACUCGAGAAUACCUUCUACAGUACGAGCAAUCCGGUCUGCAUCCAAAAUCUGCGAUAUCCAGAAUUCGCAGCCAUCCCCCAUUGCUGAGGAACCACCUCGCGAUCCUGAUACACGUCCUGCUACAGUACUUGGUCAAACCAGCAUCGGUCGGUCGUCAGACGAUGACGACGAAAAAUCGUCGCCUCAAACAACGCUAGAACGACCCAAGUCAGCUUCGCCAGAACAGUGCACACCAAGACGACGUUCCUCAAGCAUUGGUGUAUCUCGAAUCCAGGAGUUUCCCGAGAGCCCAGACCGCAGCGACGAUCAAGUUGCCAAUGGCCAACCCUUGGCCGACUCUCCCGUGCUAGGGAAGUUACCCGAGAAGCCCCAUGGGAAGCGAGCGACGCGCAAGGGACUACACAUCAACCCCCGCGCUGAUCGCAAACAUCUUCCCUUCGGUCUUCCAUCUCCUCCUCCCACUGCAUCUCUUCCCGCAGAGCCAACUUUACAGCAAUCCACAGAGCGCAUGGUCCAUCGCAAUUACACAGCACCUAUCAGCAGUAGCGCCAACCACUCGAAGAACAUGGACAUGAGUUAUGGUCCUCAUAGUCAUCGAGCCUCGAUGAUCUCCCGCAGCAACAGCUCUCGAAGCAGUCUGCGCCAUGAGAGUAUCCCCGAGUCAUCAUUUGAGCAUUCUUCUGCUAAAGCUGAAUCUCCACUUGCUUCCUCCGAUGACGAAGCAUUUGGUCCCAGUGGAGGGAAACAAAGGCCACUUCUCAUCGACGAAAAUCAGACACAGAAGCCACGAGCCCAAACAGUGCGGCGUGGCUAUGAAACUGCGGAUGGGCGCAGUCGCCCCGGCCGACUACGCUAUCCAGGCCCAAUUAGACCCUCGACGCCGCAAGGCCGAAAGAAUAAUGGUGCCGACAAGUCUUUAUCUCCACAGUCCGCCUAUUCUCAGUCUACCAUGCGCUCGCGUGACUCUCACAGUAGUCACCGCGUGCCAACUUCCAGCCAGACCGCGAAUCAGAUCCUUGAGGAUCGAAUCGCUAAGCUUGAACACCAAAACCAGGUUCUUCAGGCAGCUCUCAUGGCAGCUCUGAAUGCGGGUAUCAAGCCCAACAUUGAUCUCCAUGAAUCUGCCGCUCCUCUUAAUUUCAAUGCCGCAGGAGCCAGCAACUCCUACCAAGGACGAUUCGCACCGCGACCAGACAGUUGGAUGAGUUCUUCUCGAGGUAGUGAACUCAGCGGGUUCGACACACCGGGAUCCGUUCGUGAUGCUCGAGCAAAUACUCGUCAACUGGAAAACAUGUUUGAGGAUGGUGAAGCCGGCUGGCUAUCUGACAAGUCAAGUAUCGGCGGAGUCCACUCUAUGAGUCGACACCGCUGA